AACAUCAGUGUAGUCUGUGCUGUGAAGAAAGCUAGUGCUUGUUCACCCUCUGUGCUGUGACUCUAGGCAUUGGCUGAGCGCUGUGUCCCCUGCCUCGUCAGAGAAGGAGGUGUUGCGUAUCCAGAGCAGUGAAUGUGAGCAACCCUGGUGAGGAAGCACUCCCAUGGCCACUGCCGUCACCCCCACCACCACCGCGGCAGUGAAUUAUUCGCAUCUCAAACUGGUGUGCAUCCUGAUGGAUCCAGGAGCAGCCGUGCUCUUUCACGCUCUAAAAUGUGGCACAAACAAGACCGCUUCCGUCACCCUCUUGGAGUACCUGACCAACCUCCCAAACACCUCAACGGCCAACUACCUCACGCUCAGCAAUAAGAAUAACGCGUUUUACUCCCAUGAAAAAGCUCGGAUGGACAAUGAUUCCUCGUGCCAAAGCUUUGAUAUAACACUGCUAUACAAGUGCAUAAAACUGGCCUGUGAAAAUGUUGCAGGAACCAGUGAUGCACGCUGGCAGGAUGAUGCAGUGAUGGAGGGCCUGAUCACUAAAAUAAAAGAAGAGCGUAACAAGUACUCCCAUGAAAGGCCUCGGUUUACAGAUGAACAGCAAUUCCUGGACAAAGUUGAGGAGCUCAAGAGCCUCUUCAUCAGAACCCUUCAGGCUAUCAAGGACAAGUACGGAGUCUCUGAUGCUGAGACCACAAACAUCAUUGACAACACAACAAGGCAGAUAAAAGACAUAUGCAAGGCCUUUGAUGAAAAAGUCAUAUUACAGAUGAAUUUUCAUAAACAGCUCCAUUUGUUUAAGCAAGAGUCAGUGAGUCACUUGAGAGAUAAUUUCAAACGGUUUGAAUAUUUUGACCCACUGUCCUUCCUCAGUGGAUCCCAAAAAGAACGGGUCCACGUCCAGACCGUAUUUUCAAAACUUGUCCUAAAACAGGAACUCACAUCCCAAGAAAUUGACUCGUUAAAUAUUUUAAGAUAUCUAACAAAAGACUCUGUCCAGGACCAAAGGCCACGCCUUGCUGUAAUGAGCGGUGUCGCCGGGAGUGGGAAGACCACCCUGCUCACUUUCAUCUUGUCGGAGUGGCUCAACGAAGAGUGUAACCGCCGCAUUAAACACCUAGAGGAGUACGACAUUGUACUCAGAAUACUGUGCAGGGACACAGAUGCCGAAGAUCUGGAGACAUUCCUGGGCCUGGUCCUCCCAUCUAGUCUUUCUACUCUGUCAGUGUUUAACAAGUCUCUCGUGAACUGUUUAAAGUCCUGUAAAGUGCUGUUCCUCAUAGAUGGUCUCGAUGAGCUGAACAGCACCUCCGAAAAGCUCGUCACUAAUAUUCUGAGUAAAACUAAAUAUAACGAAAAUUUCUCCAUUCUCGCCACCUCACGACCAGACCAAUUGGACCAUUUCUUGGCCCACACGCGACAGGACUAUAAACAAUCGCAUAUAUCUAUCGAGGGGAUUCCUGUCCAUCAGAGGAUGAAGCUUGCUCUCCAGUACUGUAACACCACAAUCCAGGAUAAGCUGAAGGAGUUCCUAACAAAAAUUAUCAACAUAAACCUGUUUGAGCUUCCCCUCAACCUAAUAUUUCUGGUUACAUUAUUUGAAGACAAUCCUCGCUGCAUUAAGAAAAAUAUUACCCAGUCUAAUUUGUACACCCACAUCCACGAGUGGUGCAUAGAAAAGCUUCACCACAGAAUAUCCGUGCACCCCAAAUGGGGGAAGAAUAGGCCACAGACCCUCAGGACGAGGAUAGAAAGUGUGCUGAAAGAGAUUUACCAAAUGGCCGUAAAAGGCCUCCUACAGGACAGAUUAAGCCUCUCAGACGAGGAAAAAAAGCGGCUGGAAUAUUGUUGCGAGAGAGAGGAUCUGCCAAGCCAUCAAAUCUUGGGAGCCUUUUUCACUAUGCGGUCGUCCAUCACCAACAAAGUAGUCAGAAGGAAUUAUUAUGCACCACAUAAAGGUAUGAUGGAAUACUUUGCUGCUCGACAUAUCAUGCAGCACCAUCAUGAUGGAUUCCUCACAGAACCAGGAGCUAUCACGAGCCUGCUGCAGGGUGCGACUCAGCCACAGACACAGUCUCUAGAUCCUCGGGGUCUGCGUAAUCUCUUCUGGCACGUGGCGGGCCUCUUAAGCAUACAAGAGGUACCAACAUAUCCCGAUACCAUACAGGAGGUGAUAGACAUGCUGUCAGAAACUGGCAUGACGUGGAAUGAAUGGCUGUCACUAGUGGAAGACACAGAUUAUAAUGAAAGCUUCCUGCAAAGUAUCGCUCACCAUGUCACAGAAUAUCCUCCUUGUGGGACAGUAAGGAUAACAGACAAUACGUUGGCCAGCGCUGCGGCACUGCUUCCCCGUACUCCCGCAACGACAGUGGAAUUAUGGUUGUUCAGCGAAGAAGUGAAUAUGAAAAAUGUUCGUGCUUUGAUUAAUCAUCAUUGCAGUGAAUUGCGUCUGUGGCACAAUUACGAGCAUCCCGGCGAAAUACCUGCCUCAGACACCGUGCUGCGCGCCAUAGACAGAAGUCGCCUUGAGGUUUUCAUGGGGCACCUGAGUGCUGAUAGCGUGGCGCUGCUCCCUGAAUGCCUUGAGGAGCUGUACCUGGCCGUAUCUAGUGAUGAGCAGGCUGCCAGCCUCCCAGCAGCCCUCACCCGAGCCGCGUCAUCUCUCCUUAGCCUGUGGAGUCUUAGGAUACACGUCCCUGUGGCGAUGGUAUCACCAGUGACAGUUCCUUCACCACUCCCUCCUUUCAUAUAUGUGGAGUUGGUCUUGUCUGGCGUGGACAAAACCCUGAUAAAGGAUGCUUGUCAAGUAGCAGCGGCUAUCCAGCCUAUGACAGGAAAUGAAGCCAUUACGUUCCCCGGAGGCAGGAUGAAGGCAGCAGAGUGGCGGCGCCUGUUUGACCUCCUGGCGGCAGCACGAGUCAAGGUGAGGAUAGGGGGAGAUGUUGCGAUACCAGAGGAAACCAUCACGGUGGAGGAGGAGAGGGAUCUGAGGGACCUCGCUAUCACUUUGUGGGGGUGCGGGGUGUGGAGACGCUCCAGUGAGCUGUGUUUCUUGUCAAAUAUACUUGAUUAAAUAGGUACCAUGUCAUGUAGAGGAAAACUUAUGCUAGAAUUAGCAUUAAAGGCUAAGGAAAACAGUGAAGAAAACCCUGAGGAAAAUAGUACAGGUAUAUACUAUCAUAACCUUCAUUAUAUUUCUAUAUAAUUUGCUUUAAGGUGGGAGGUAAGCCUAUUUUUUUUUUAUUAAUGAGCCAAUUUUGAUGAAAACUAUUUUAACAAUCAAAACUUUCGGAGGAGUAAGGCUUUGAAGUUUAAAGAUCCAACUUUUUAAAAAUGCAAAAUAAAGUAAAAUUUUCAGAUUUUUUGGUUCUCAUUGUUAAAAUUUUGGAUCCCCAUCUGAGGAAUUUAUAGUUCCCCCCAAAACUAAAAAAAAAAAAAAAAUGACACAUGCUGUCUUACAUACCAUAGAGCGUUUUUAACACAAAAAACAAAAAUCACAUUUUAGACCCAUUUCUUUGUACUUUGUAGGAUGUGAACUUGCUGUUGACCCUCAAAUCAAUGAUGACCAUCUGCUGCCAUCAGCAAGCAUUACGGGUGCAAGCUCUGCUUCAAAUAACAGGAAGUCUUCUUCUAGUAGUGACUCGUCCUCUAGUAGUGACUCGUCUUCUAGCAGUGAAUCAUCUUCUAGCAGUGACUCAGAAACUGAAGAUAUUGACACAGAUGAUUCCGUGAAAGAUAAGGACUAUAUCCCAAGCAAAGAGGAAGAAGAGAGUUUUAGCCUUGAAGAGAAGGACGCAGUUGAUAAAAUUCCUGCACUAGUUAGUCCGCAAAAGGGACGUAAACGUAAACAGCACCUGAGUCAAUGGAAGAAACAUAAAGCGAAAAAAUUAAGGAACUCUGGAAAGGCUUAUAUAAGCAAAAAUAAUAAAAUAAGACCAGAAAGGAAAAUGAAACUGCCAUGUGGAAAUAAAUGUCGAAUUAAAUGUUCAGAACAGAUAAAUGAAGAAGAAAGGCAAAAACUCUUUGACUCUUAUUGGGCAUUAGGAGACAUUGCUCAACAGUGGCAGUUCAUUUCAAACUGCAUUAAAACUGUUAGACCUAAAUACAGGUAUGUUCGUGAGGGAGGCAACCGUCAACCUAGGAACAAUAACAGUUCCUUUCACUUCAUGGUUGGUCAGAAUGAAAUUCGUGUUUGCAAACUUUUUUUCAAGAACACACUUGAUAUCAAUGACCGGCCAAUAAGAACAGCUUUAGCAAAGCAAAGCAGAGUUGCUAAUGUUCUUCUUAUGGAACCUGAUAAGAGAGGCCAACAUGGUAAUCAAGUAACUGUUGAUCCUGAAAUUAGGAAAGGCGUCAAGGCACAUAUUGAGUCUGUCCCUCAGAUAGAGAGUCACUAUACGAGAGCUACAUCAAGUAGGACAUUCAUAUGCGGCUCUAAAACAAUUGCAGAAAUUCACCGCGAUUAUGUUGAGAAGUCCAAACAACAAAAGGUACCUUAUGCCAAUUGUCAUGUUAUUGGCCGAGUUUACCUUGAAUGGGAUCACGUUUUCUUAGUGUCCCCGUGUUCCGGUUACCUGCCAUUCGGGCAUUAUCCUUAUUAUUGUUAUAAGUAGUGUAAGGCUUAUUUACCCAUUUUAUAUCAUGUAGUAUUAUCUUCUUCAUAAUUUAAGUUCUCUAUAUCUUUAUAUGUAUAAGGAAGGGAGUAUAAUUGAGGUGAAAUACGUUGAAAACGAGGGGAGCUUGAGUGGGCAACAACACAUUCCAAGGAGGGGAAAAAUCAGAGCGCCUUAGGUCGUGAGGAAAGGUGGAGGGAAGGCGUCUCUCAGGGAAGGAUCUUGGUGUGGAUUGGUGAUGGAGUGAGUUCGUGGAGGUGUUAGUGGUGUAGCGGUAUAACCUUGAUAUCCAGGAUCAGGUUAGUGAGUCUUUUGUGGUACCAAGAGCUCUUGUCCGCUGAAAUUCGGGUGUUGAGUUGUGCCGGUGACGCUGUUGGAAGGGGUCAGAGGUUAAACUGGCAGCCAUUUUGUGAGUGGAGGUUGUGGUGUUAACCUUGGAAGUUGGUGUUGUGGUGUAUUGGUGAUUUUGGGGACGAGAUUGUGGUGUUAUGGGUAAUCUUUGGUGAUAAUGGUAAUUUCUUGUGAGGCUUGAGGAGGUGAAAUACGGGAAUUAUUGUCUGGGGACGCAGUAGUGGCGUCUGAGUAAAUUCCUGCGGUUGAGGGGAAACAUUUAUGUGACUGGUGGAGGUGUAAACGGGUUCUGGUGACGUGGGAAGUGACGAGAACGUCAUGUAGUAACGUGUGCUACCUCAUGUUGUUUGUGAAUUAUUAUUAGUAUUAAUAUAUGUGCUUGUAACAUAGAAUAAUCGUGUUUUCUACCCCUCCAACAACAAUCUGGUAUUAGAGGUAAUUCCAGUCAUGCUGAGUCAAGGUAAAGGUGGAGUAAGAGAUAAUUCUGACGAUUUCGGAUAGGUCGGGUAGGCACUCGAAGCCUUUAAAAAUCCAGACCUUUAAAACUUUCCGGGAUCAGUGUAACGUCCACUUUCUUGGAGAGAUAACCGGGAUCGUACGAUCGCAGGUAAGUAGGCGAUCGUGACACAAUUACACUCUGUUUUAUCGCAUUUUUACCACAGAGUAUAAUAUUUCUUUUUUUGUUCCUAAAAAGGACCAAUGCGAUGUUUGUUCAUCUUGUCAUAAUGCGGAGAAAGAAGAGAAAGAGCGCCUUCAAGGAAGCUAUGAAAAUCACCACAAAGAAAAAGACAUGUCAAGAAAUGAAAAACAAAGAUAAAACUGAGAGUGAUGCAGUUGUUGCUGUUUAUGACCUUCAGGCUGUAAUGCAGAUACCAAAAGGGGACAUUUCAGUUUUUUAUUACAAGUCAAAGCUGAAUGUUUUAAAUUUUACUAUUUACAAUGCUAAAACAAACUCAUGUAAUUGCUACGUCUGGAAUGAAACUAAUGGCCAACGUGGGGUUAAUGAAAUUGGGACCUGUGUUCUCGAUUACAUUAAAACCUUGUGUGAGGCAGGAGAAACUGACAUAAUUUUUUACUCAGAUAACUGUUCUGGCCAACAGAAAAAUAAGUUCAUGAUGGCACUUUACCUUUAUGCAGUAAACAACUUACCAAAUAUAACUUCAAUAACGCACAAGUUUCUAAUAAAAGGGCAUACCCAAAAUGAGGGUGACUCUGCCCAUUCCCUAAUUGAAAGAGAAGUAAAGAGAAUUUUAAAAAGUGGACCCAUUUAUGUGCCGGAAACUUACGUAACGGUAGUUCGAACUGCUAGAAAGAAAGGACAGCCUUUCGUAGUAAAAGAGCUUUGUUACAAAGAUUUCUUGAACAUCAAGUCUCUAGCUAAUGAAAUGGGACCUAUCAAUUGCAAGACUCUUCAACUCUCUGAUGUUAAAGUAAUGAAAUUUGAAAAGCAGUCACCACUGUCAGUUUUUUUGUAAACAUUCCUAUGGUUCAGACUAUAAGGAGCUUAAAAUUUUGAAAAACUCAAAUAAAGCCACCUCCAUUAAUGACUUAUUGCCAUGUUACUCCAGCAGACUUACAUUGCCUGCUAACAAGAAAAAAGACUUGAUGGACCUUUGUAAUAAAAAUCUGAUUCCACGAUGCCAUCAUAAAUUUUAUGAAGUCCAAAACAACAAAAGGUACCUUAUGCCAAUUACACUCUGUUUUAUCGCAUUUUUACCACAGACUGUAAAUGAAAUCAAUCUUAAUGAAAUGAGUUAAAAUACAAAUUUAGUAUGCCUAUUACGAUAUUAAGUUUUGUUGUAUGCUAAUUCAUUAGGUACAUAUUAUUUGAAUGGAAUAUUAAAUAGAUGUUUAUUUUAUAAUGUUUUUUUUUUUUUUUAUUAUACAGUCCAUCUUUCAUUUAUUUGAAAAUUUUUGAGUUGUCUAAUUCCUUAGGCAUAUUUGAAAGAAAUUAUAAUUAGGAAGAAUCUAUUAGGUUCAUAAGGAUUUUUUUAUUUGAAAAAAAAUGAUAAUUAGGAAGAAUCUAUUAUGUUCAUGAGGAUGUUUA
Molecule: messenger RNA, 7008 nt
Organism: Scylla paramamosain (green mud crab)
Lineage: Eukaryota; Metazoa; Arthropoda; Malacostraca; Decapoda; Portunidae
Exons: 7
Coding region: 164-3070 (968 amino acids)
Source: RefSeq, a predicted model, not a curated record